Molecule: messenger RNA, 1543 nt
Organism: Larimichthys crocea (large yellow croaker)
Lineage: Eukaryota; Metazoa; Chordata; Actinopteri; Sciaenidae
Gene: vipr2
Product: vasoactive intestinal peptide receptor 2
Exons: 13
Coding region: 188-1501 (437 amino acids)
Biological process (GO): cell surface receptor signaling pathway; adenylate cyclase-modulating G protein-coupled receptor signaling pathway
Cellular component (GO): plasma membrane
Molecular function (GO): peptide hormone binding; vasoactive intestinal polypeptide receptor activity; G protein-coupled peptide receptor activity
Source: RefSeq, a predicted model, not a curated record
AGACAUCACCGCCUCUGGCUUCCUCCUCUUCACUCUUUUAUUUUGAUUUCAUUUUUUCCCCCCCACCACAUUCAUGGAUUAAAUCAAACAUUCACUUCCUGUGUGAGGAUGAAAAAGUCUAAAGUGGAGUUAAAAAUGAAGUCUGGACUCUUUUAUUAAAGCUCAGUUCAACCCUGGAGGAGUGAAGAUGAAAGUUUGGCUCCUUGUCACCUUCUGCUCCUCGUGUCUGCUCAUGGUUGACGGACGACAUCCAACCUGUAACUUCCUGUUGGAGGUGGAGCGAGACCAGGCGGAGUGUCUGAGGAGGCUGAGAGAGGAGGAGGAGGCCGCCGGCAGCCACACAGAGUCGGGAUGCAGAGGAGCAUGGGACAGCAUAGCAUGCUGGGAGCGAGCAGAGAUCGGAGAGAUCGUCACCAUCCCCUGUCCGCGAGUUCUCAAGACUGUGUUUGGCAGAAAUGGUAACAUUAGCAGGAACUGCACGUCAGCAGGAUGGUCGGACGUUUUCCCAAACAUCACCAGCGUGUGCGGGUCGGACACGAGCCAGGACAAGCUGAUCUUCUACAUGGUCGUGCAGACGUUGUACACUCUAGGUCACAGUCUGUCUUUGAUCGCCCUCACCACGGGGAGUGCCAUCCUCUGUCUGUUUCGGAAACUCCACUGCACCAGGAACUACAUCCACCUCAACCUGUUCGUCUCCUUCAUCCUGAGAGCCGUGGCCGUGUGGGUGAAAGACGACAUCCUCUUCAACCGAAACUCGCAGUGCUCCAACCAGCCGUCACUGGUGGGAUGUAAAGCCAGUCUGGUGUUUUUCCAGUACUUCAUCAUGGCCAACUUCUUCUGGCUGCUGGUGGAGGGUCUCUACCUCCACACUCUGCUCGUCGUCAUCUUCUCCGAGAACAGACACUUCAUCGUCUACAUGUUCAUCGGCUGGGGAAUCCCCACCGUGUUCGUGUUUGCGUGGGCGAUGACGAGGUUUUAUCUCGAGGACACGGGAUGCUGGGAGACAAAUGACAACCCCAUACCCAACUGGGUAAUCAAUGGACCAAUCGGAUUCUCCAUUAUGGUGAACUUCAUCCUGUUCAUCAGCAUAAUUCGGAUCUUGGUUCAGAAGUUGAGGUGUCCUGACGUGGGUGGCAACGACCAAUCGCAAUACAGGCGGUUGGCCAAAUCCACUCUCCUGCUGAUCCCUCUGUUUGGGAUCCAUUAUGUUGUUUUCGUUUCUCCCAGUGAAUCCAUCGCAGAAGAUUAUAAAAUAUUCUUUGACCUGGCCCUCGGAUCCUUUCAGGGUCUCGUGCUGGCCAUACUGUACUGUUUUCUAAACAGUGAGGUUCAAGGCGAGCUAAAGCGAAAGUGGCGGAGUAUGUGUCUCAACUGCCGUCUGAACAGAGACCACCACUUUAACAGCAACUUCGCCUCCAGGAAUGGUUCAGAGCACAUGGUGCAGUUUCACCGCAACUCCCGAACCCAGUCCAUCCUGCAGUCAGAGACCACGGUGCUGUGAGGACCUGAGGGAUCCUUUAAGAAAACAAAAAAGAAGGGGCGG